AUGUUUAGUGUUUUAGGAACCUUUUUUUGUUUGCUAUGUGGAUCUCGCAAGGAACGAAAACUAUUAUUGUUAACAAUACAAGACUAAAAUCACAAUACGUAUUACAUUAAAGCUAAACCCAAUAUGAAAAUAGAGGAGAUAAAAUCAAAAUGUGGUAUUGAAUCAGAGAGAUCUUCUUUAUUUCUUGAAAAAACAUUAUUAGAAGAUGAUGCAAAGUUAAAAGAAUAUGAGAUAACUUCAGAUACUCAUUUAACAUUACUUUUACAUGAAGAAAUAGAAUAAUGA
Messenger RNA from Paramecium pentaurelia, 285 nucleotides. The record is from the annotation of a GenBank genome assembly. NCBI's taxonomy places the organism in Eukaryota, Ciliophora, Oligohymenophorea, Peniculida, Parameciidae.